Messenger RNA from Bombyx mandarina (wild silkworm), 3965 nucleotides. RefSeq names its product band 4.1-like protein 4A. Lineage: Eukaryota; Metazoa; Arthropoda; Insecta; Lepidoptera; Bombycidae. Gene Ontology annotation, cellular component: cytoskeleton. The record is from RefSeq and is a predicted model, not a curated record. Gene Ontology annotation, biological process: actomyosin structure organization.
GGCACGCAACCCCGCGACUCAAAUAACUUACGUCCGCGAAAACAUUGUUUGUUACCUUCCUGCUCAUAACUGUGAUAGUUCUCGAUUACUUCGCGGUGUAACUGAAGCUUUUCUGACUGUUUAUAAUGUUAAGAAUUUGAAACAGUGUCGUGUGAGUGUUCUAAGAAAUACCGGCUCCGUCAGUCAUGUCAUCAAGUACGGUUUAAGUGCAAAAUCUUCUUGAGUUCCACUAAAAAUGCUCACAAGCACAUUGGGACUGAGUUUGAUGUGAAUCUGGGAAUUUAGAUCAAAGAGCGCUUUUACGGCUUAUUCGGGAGGCGACGAAGCGCAUCGGUGACGGGCCGCUGUGGCAGUAUGAUGGACUGUCUGUGCCCCGCACCACGCACGCUCGCCUGCCGCAUCGUACUGCUCGACGAAAGAGAAUUGUUUCAUGAGAUUCAGGAUAAUAACACCGGACAAGGCUUGCUUGAUGUUGUCUUCAAACACUUGGAUUUAUUGGAAACAGCUUAUUUUGGUCUUCGGUACCUCGAUCAAGAAAAUCAAACUCACUGGUUAGAUUCCGGGAAAAGACUUCGUCGGCAGCUACGAGGGUCAGACACCCAUACAUUUUAUUUCGGCGUUAAGUUCUACGCAGCCGAUCCUUGCAAGCUACUGGAAGAAAUCACUCGGUAUCAGUUAUUCUUGCAGCUGAAGCAAGACGUUCUGCGUGGUCGGUUGCCCGUAAAUUUCGACCUAGCCGCCGAGCUCUCCGCAUAUGUUCUUCAAUCGGAGUUGGGUGACUACGACCCGAGGCGUCACGCGCCCGGCUACGUGUCGGAGUUUAGACUCCUCGCACACCAAGCACCAGAACUGGAGACACGAGCUGCCGAGAUACAUCGCACUCUCGCAGGUAUUUCGCCGGCGCAGGCAGAAUUAAGUUACUUAGAUAAGGUGAAAUGGCUCGAUAUGUACGGUGUGGAUUUGCAUCCCGUCUUAGGCGAAGACAGCGUAGAAUAUUUCCUAGGACUGGCGCCGAGCGGUCUACUACUUUUAAGAGGCAAGCACACAGUCGCCAAUUAUUACUGGCCUCGAGUUUCGAAACUUUAUUACAAAGGACGAUACUUCAUGCUUCGCGUAGCGGAUAAAAACAAUGAGACGUCAACGUAUGGGUUUGAGUCUCCUACAAGAUCGGCGUGUCGACAUCUGUGGCGCUGCUGCUCCGAUCACCACACCUUCUUCAGAUUACAGCAAUCAUCGCCUGCUUCAGCUGAGACGCUCGCGUUGGGUUCUAGGUUUAGAACUAGUGCUCGCGGGACACGCCCUCGUCCGCCACCCGCAUUCACGCGGACGCCAUCACGACGGAACGCGCGCCCCUCAUACGCUUCAAACUCAUCUCUAAUUGACGUGCCAAAGUUAGAAGAUUUGAGAUUGAAAGACUGCCCACCGGAAAUUAAACAACCUACCUCAGUACAUCGUCCCAGUUCUAUAAGUGGUGAGGUGCCAGCGAUAGGGUGUGAGGUCCCAGUAGCAGCGGGCGGUUCGCCUCGCUCGACGCGUUCAGCGCCGGCUCGCCGUGGCCUCUACUCCGCGUCACCGGCAGCGACGCGCCCGCCCCCCGCUCCGCGACAUCGCUCCGCUUCUGUCGAUUCGCAAAGCUCUAACGAUUCUAGAUCCAAUCGAAAACACAAACACCGGUCUCGUCGACAACAGUCUGAUGCCGAGAGUGAAUUGUCUCGUGGUUCAGGCCGGUCGGGGCGGCGACAUCGACGCCAUCGAUCCCGGCAUAAGCAUGAGUCCGGCUCCGAAAGAGACGAUUCUCAGCCUGAUACCAAAGAAUAUGAGUUAGUUGACUCGGAUUUGCAAUGGAAAGAGGUCCUACGACAGACCACAGCGGGCAGUGGUGUCCAAGUUGCUAGUGUUCGUCGGUCACAGAUGGAACCAGAAAUUGGAACACACCGUUCUUCACAUAGGCACAGAAAGCAUAAAAAACAUAGGUCACGUUCCAGAUCUCCUAGUGAAAAGAAAUGGUUGCCAAGUGAGGUGAAACAGCAUUUGGAAUUUUCUUUGAUUGACACUACUGGAAUGACGGAAGAGCAACUUAAAGAAAUACCAUAUACUGUCGUACAGACUAGUCAUGCUCGUCAAACAAAGCUACGAACCUCUUCUAAGCAUCGGCAGGUAGAAAACGGCUCAUUGGCAAGACGAGACAAAAUCUCUUCGUCUCAUAAAAACACGAACGACACUCUCAAUCAAGGAUCUCUUCGAUCCAUCUCCAGUACUUUAAGCUCUCAUAGGACAAGCAAUGAAAAACAUGGAAGGCGAGUAUAUCCAACGUUCGAUGAUACCGUUGGGCAUACCGGAGAUGAUUUCUUGACAAACAUUGGUUAUAGAGGAAACGUUACUCCAAGCUCAAACAAUAACAAUCCGUAUAGUCCGGUCACAAACAGCAACAGCAACAGCUCUAGCGGUGAACUGAUAUCAGGAAGUGCGCGUGUUUCUCAUGAACAUACAGAUUCAGGUCUCGGCGCCGACCAAGAUUACGCAUAUUCUUCAGAGAGCAGGUCGAGCGACAGUGCUAAGUGCGGUGCAGGCGGGUCGACAGUCCCUGUGAGUAGGCAGUGUGUUGGCGCGGGUGCUGGGACGGGAGCGGAGCCGCGGGGUUGGCGGCGGCCGCCGGCUGCACCGCGCGGGUCUGGCUCACAGCGUUCGUUGGUGUCGGUGGCGAGCGACAGCGCGGCCGCACGCCGCCCGCGCGAACUCACACCCCGCGGCUACCCACACGCUGCUCACGGAAGCAUUUCUCUCUUCAGACAUGCUAGCAACAACAACAUAUUGGUGGGCGAGAGCGGUUCGCUGGCGCGGCGGUACGCGCGACCCUCGCGCGAGUCUCGCGACCACAACGCGAACCUGCCGCGCACACACUCGCGUCCCGUCACGCGACACGACAACACUCUCGACAUUAUCUUAAAACCUCUCAUUGAAAGCACGCAACUGCAGAGCAACUGAACGAACCAGGAGAGACAUCGGAAACGCCUACGCCAUCCUUCUCCGGAAAUAAGCCAGUUCCUGCCGAAAUGAGCACGGAGCUAUAAUUUAUUUUUGAUUUUUUAAAUGAAAACAACAUAAGCACAAUGACUGUUUACUGAAAUAUAAAAUUGUAACCCUUCUUCCAAAGUAUUUUUUCACAGUAAAAUUUUCAGUAUCACGUUAAUGAGACUCGAAUUUUUUUUGUAAAUACAUAUUUCAUAUGUGCAUUUAUAAUGUUGAUUAGUGUUUAUAAAACUAGGUAUGUAAGUUUGAACAGUUUAUACCUCGUACCAAAGACUUUGUAAUAAUUCAAAACAAUAAUGAUUUUUUGAUAUAUUCCCUUUACUACGAAAAAACAAUAUAUCGAAACACUUUUCAUGAGAAUCUCAAAACAGUAUUCAAUUAAUGAAAAUUUUACGCAUUUUUAAACUACACUAAAAUUAUUCUAAAACCAAUUCUAAGCGUAAGAAAUACUUUUUAACGUAUUUUUGUCUUACAUUAGUUUAGUUAAUCAAUGAUGUUGUCAUUUAAAUAUGUGUUUAAUGCGUUUAAAUUCGUACUGAUUGUCAAUUGAAUAGCGCAAGAGAUGAACUUUACCACGUAAAAGCACAUAUUCACUUCAGGGCAUAGUUUUGCACGCCAUUGUACUCUAUGCCUUGACAUCCUUUGUACAUGUAACUGAAGGGAAAUAAGGGUUCGGCUGUAAUUUGAUUGAGUCUAACUAGUGUCUUCCCCUCCUCAAGUCGCUGGCAAGCAAUGAGCCGAGUCUAAGCGACUGAGUAUCUUCUCGAUAAGCUAUCAUCAGUGGUUGGUGACACGAUGAUUUUCAUUGUUAUAUAGCUCAGACGUUGGUCAAUUUCUACAUUUGAGUCGUCUAUUAUCAAAGGUGACAAUCUGUGCAUUUGGACAAAAAAAAUUUAUUGAUAUGUCAAUACAGAUUAAUUUGAAUAUAAUCGACU